Molecule: messenger RNA, 756 nt
Organism: Tremella mesenterica DSM 1558
Lineage: Eukaryota; Fungi; Basidiomycota; Tremellomycetes; Tremellales; Tremellaceae
Exons: 2
Source: RefSeq, a predicted model, not a curated record
CUUCUAUUUCUCGCUUCUUUGUAAUAUCAUCGUCAUUCGGUAGUAAUGAUGGCGGAGAAUACUCCUACUACACGACCCAGACUGGCAGUUAAUGCCUUCCGUCCCGAUCCAACCAAAUGGAUUCAGACGUCCACAACGAAGAAGUCCAUCCAACGUCCACUGGUGGCAUUCAAAAAUACCUUUGCCACACCUCCCAGCACUCUCAGAAGACAAGAUAUAACAAAACUCAACGCCAAAUCGAGUUCAACGAAUAUCGCAGCUGGGAUAGGGUCAAGCAGUGGCAAACGUGCUUUGACCGAGAGGGAAGAUCGGGGGAAGAGAUUCCGAGUCCUCGAAGACAGACAAGGCACUUUAAGCGGAUUUUUGACCCCUCCAAAAACCGAUAGCUCAAAGAAGAGCAAGACACGCAAGGUGGAUACGAGGGCUGGGGUACGGCCUCGAAGGCCAGAACAUGGUGCGAGAGAGGGAGGACAAAAGCCGCCCCAGGAGGAAAGACACAUUCGAGAUCACAACAAAGAUCGAAGUGAAGUUAAAAAGGUGGACAGGGGAAAUGACGUGUACAUGCUUCCACCUGCAUCUCAAAUCCGGGAUCCUCCUGUCAAAGUGACACCGAGAAUCAAGGCCACAGAGCCGAGACAUCAUUCCUCUCCUCACCAAGCUCCAUCAUCAGACAUACCCAUCACCCCUGUACCUUCCGACGUUUUGGAGCUACAUAAGAAACUCUGCGGACAGGACACAGGGUAUCUCAAUCGUAUG